AUGGACCUUGUCACAAUCCUUUUAUCUGUCAUGGUCAUCCUCUUUUUGGCCAAUAUUUACCGCAAGCAAAAGAGACAAGAAUACAAGAAUUUACCUCCUGGGCCUAGACCUUUACCCCUCAUUGGAAAUCUGCACUUGAUUGAUAAAAAACAACCUGACAAAACAGUUUUUGAGCUGGCUAAGAAGUAUGGCCCAGUAUUGACUUUUCAUUUCGGAAUGAAACAAGUCAUCUUCUUGUGUGGCUAUGACACUGUUAAAGAUGCUCUCCUCAACCAUGGUGAAGAAUUUUCUAACAGACCACAGUUGCCAAUAACAGCUAAAACAACAAAAGACAAUGGUGUCUUUUUUUCUAAUGGGGAGAGCUGGAAGGCAAUGAGAAGAUUCACCAUUUCAACACUCCGAGAUUACGGAAUGGGGAGAAAAGCGAUAGAAGACAAGAUCAGUGAAGAAGCUGAAUGUUUGGUGCAGGCGAUAAAAGCGCAUGGAGGAAAACCUUUUGAUAUUCAGACCAUCAUUAAUGCUGCAGUGGCCAAUAUAAUCAUCUCUAUACUGCUUGGUCACCGAUUCAGUUAUGAUGAUCCCACUAUACUGAGGCUGAUGGGUUUAAUUGAUGAAAGCAUGUACCUUGCGGGUACCCCCAUGGCCAUGCUGUACAAUGUCCUUCCAAAAUUGUUGGACCAUAUUCCAGGACCUCAUCAAACAUUUUUUGACAAUAUGAAACAGAUGGAAAACUUUAUAAGAGCAACAUUUACUGAACAGAAGAAACAUCUAGAUGUAAAUGACCAGAGGAAUCUUAUCGAUGCUUUCCUGGUGAAGCAGCAAGAGGGGAAAACAGAAUCCUCUCAGUAUUUUCACAAUGAAAACUUAACCUUUUUGGUGAAUGAUCUUUUUAUGGCCGGAAUGGACACAACUACCACCACACUCAGAUGGGCAAUACUGCUAAUGAUGAAAUAUCCAGAAAUACAAAAGAAAGUUCGAGGUGAAAUUGAUAGCAUUAUCGGCACGGCCCAACCUCAAGCAGAGCACAGGAAGCAAAUGCCGUACACUGAUGCCGUGAUUCAUGAAAGCCAGCGGUUUGCUGAUAUCGCACCAUUUGGGACCCCGCAUGAAGCAACUCAAGAUGUCACAUUUAGAGGAUAUUUCAUUCCAAAGGGCACCAUUGUCGUCACAUGUCUCUGCUCCGCACUGAAAGAUGAAGCCUAUUUCCAAAAACCCUUUGAGUUUUAUCCGGAGCACUUUCUGGAUGAAGAAGGAAAUUUCAAACAGAAUGAUGCCUUCAUCCCAUUCUCUAUCGGCAAAAGAAGUUGCGCUGGUAAAACGUUGGCCAAAAUUGAACUUUUCCUCUUCUUCACAUCAAUAUUCCAGAACUUCACCUUCCAGGCUCCCCCAGGGGCUGAGAUAGACCUUGAACCAGCAGUCGCAGCAAUACGUAGACCGAAAUCUUACCAGCUUUGUGCAAUACCUCGCACCUAAUAUGCAUAUUUAAUCACAGUAGUAUAAUCUAAGCUAUGUCCGCUUACA
Nanorana parkeri is the source of this 1521-nucleotide messenger RNA. RefSeq names its product cytochrome P450 2C5-like. The record is from RefSeq and is a predicted model, not a curated record. The coding region runs from base 1 to 1473 and encodes 490 amino acids. The transcript has 9 exons. Gene Ontology annotation, molecular function: oxidoreductase activity, acting on paired donors, with incorporation or reduction of molecular oxygen, reduced flavin or flavoprotein as one donor, and incorporation of one atom of oxygen; iron ion binding; heme binding. Gene Ontology annotation, cellular component: cytoplasm; intracellular membrane-bounded organelle. NCBI's taxonomy places the organism in Eukaryota, Metazoa, Chordata, Amphibia, Anura, Dicroglossidae. Gene Ontology annotation, biological process: xenobiotic metabolic process.